UUGCUCCCCCCCCCACUCGCGGGCCGGGCAGACCCCCCUGCCCUCGACUGCUGUCCCCCCUCACCUCGCGGGCUGGGCUGGCGGCGGGCGGAGCCGCUCUUGGCCUUUUUUGGGCGUCUCCCUGCUCCGCGCCCCCAGACCUGCUGGCGGGCGCCCGGCGGGCUCCGCGGCGGCAGGGAGUCCGGAGGCGACCCCGGUUCAGCGCGCGGCCACCAUGACGGGAAGCAACAUGUCCAGCGCCUUGGCCAAUGCGGUGUGCCAGCGCUGCCAGGCGCGCUUCGCCCCCGCAGAGCGGAUCGUCAACAGCAACGGAGAGCUGUACCAUGAGCACUGCUUCGUGUGUGCCCAGUGCUUCCGGCCGUUCCCCGAGGGGCUCUUCUACGAGUUCGAAGGCCGGAAGUACUGUGAACACGACUUCCAAAUGCUGUUUGCUCCGUGCUGCGGAUCCUGUGGUGAGUUCAUCAUCGGCCGUGUCAUCAAGGCCAUGAACAAUAGCUGGCACCCGGGGUGCUUCCGCUGUGAGCUGUGUGACGUGGAGCUGGCUGACCUGGGCUUUGUGAAGAACGCGGGCAGGCACCUGUGCCGGCCCUGCCACAACCGUGAGAAGGCCAAGGGCCUGGGCAAGUACAUCUGUCAGCGGUGCCACCUGGUCAUCGACGAGCAGCCCCUCAUGUUCAGGAAUGAUGCGUACCACGCGGACCACUUCAGCUGCACCCACUGUGGGAAGGAGCUGACUGCUGAGGCCCGCGAGCUGAAGGGUGAGCUCUACUGCCUGCCCUGCCAUGACAAGAUGGGCGUCCCCAUCUGUGGGGCCUGCCGCCGGCCCAUCGAGGGCCGUGUGGUCAACGCGCUGGGCAAGCAGUGGCAUGUGGAGCACUUUGUCUGUGCCAAGUGUGAGAAGCCAUUCCUGGGUCACCGGCACUAUGAGAAGAAGGGCCUGGCUUAUUGCGAGACCCACUACAACCAGCUCUUUGGGGAUGUCUGCUACAACUGCAGCCGUGUGAUUGAGGGCGACGUGGUGUCAGCCCUCAACAAGGCCUGGUGUGUGAACUGCUUCUCCUGUUCCGCCUGCAGCGGCAAGCUCACCCUGAAGAACAAGUUUGUGGAGUUCGACAUGAAGCCCGUGUGUAAGAGAUGCUACGAGAAGUUCCCGCUGGAGCUGAAGAAGCGGCUGAAGAAGCUGUCGGAGCUGGCCGCCCGCAAGGCCCACCCCAAGGCUGUGGGCCUCAACUCCGCCUGAGAGGCCCCCUGCCUGCCCUCCUGCCUCUCCCUCCCUGCUUGUCUUCCUGCUCCUGCUGCCCCCUUCUGUUUACUGCCUCGGCUCCUCAUCUCAUCUCCUCUGUCUGUCACCUCUCCCCAUCUCCUGCCCUCCCUCUGUUCUCCCCACUUCUCUCUCUGCUCAGCAGUCCCUCCUUUUCCCUCUAUUCCCUCAUCUCUGCCUCUUCCCCACCUGUCUCUUCUCUCCCUCCCAUGGGCUCCUCCCCUUCCUUCUUUGCAGGCCAGGGGCAGAGGCAGGGGUCCUGGAGGUAGUCAGCCUGUGACAGGCCUGUGCCCGCAAGGUUCAGCCUGAGGUCCUCCAGGGACAGGAGCGCAUCAGGGCCUGGAGUCACCUGGCUCCAGCCUGUCCUGACCUGUCCCAUCCCUGCAGGAGGCCUGGCAGUUCACUGUCUCCUGUGGGAGCUUGGCCAGCCUCCACCCCAAAGUGGCCCCACUGUGCACAGAUGGCCCUCGGACCAGGGCCACGAGAAUGGGAGCCUCUGGGGAACCACUCUUGCAUCCCUCAGCCACACACUCACUCAACCAAAUAGGAUCCCUGUGCCCAAACUGGGCCAGCAAGCCCUACCAGCCGCACCCCACGCAUCACCAGGCCCCACCACCAUCACUCAGGAGGCCUCCUUCCUGAAUCCGGCCUUGGCCAGUCCAGCCCCAACCCGGGCCGCUGUGGUUCCCCAUGGCCCCUCCAGCUCCACCCCCCCCCCCAGGGCACACUCUGACUCUCUGGGUGUGGCUGGGGGCCCGGAGGUGGUGGGGUCAGGUGGGUGGCUCAUUCCUACCCUCCAGGGACCUGGUGUUGGGACUCACACUUGCACAACCAAUGAAGGCUUAUUUAC
Messenger RNA from Diceros bicornis minor, 2111 nucleotides. RefSeq names its product LIM zinc finger domain containing 2 (gene LIMS2). NCBI's taxonomy places the organism in Eukaryota, Metazoa, Chordata, Mammalia, Perissodactyla, Rhinocerotidae. The transcript has 10 exons. Gene Ontology annotation, biological process: positive regulation of integrin-mediated signaling pathway; positive regulation of substrate adhesion-dependent cell spreading; cell-cell junction organization. Gene Ontology annotation, cellular component: focal adhesion; cytoplasm; cell-cell junction. Bases 215 to 1240 code for a protein of 341 amino acids. The record is from RefSeq and is a predicted model, not a curated record.